Molecule: messenger RNA, 405 nt
Organism: Anopheles merus
Lineage: Eukaryota; Metazoa; Arthropoda; Insecta; Diptera; Culicidae
Product: TBC1 domain family member 5 homolog A-like
Exons: 1
Coding region: 1-405 (134 amino acids)
Source: RefSeq, a predicted model, not a curated record
AUGUUUUCCAAAAACAACCGGCUCUAUAACAUCAACUACAACGGUCAUCAUUCCUACAACUUCUACAACUGCAUCCAUCACUUUUUCAACUUCAACGAUAACGACAAUAUCUUCAACCAAUACGGAAACUACUACAACAACGGCACCUACAACGACAACUACAACAACAGCACCUACAACGACAACUACUACAACUCCAACUACUACAACAACCCCAACUACAACGACAACCACUACAACUCCAACUACAACGACAACUACUACAACUCCAACUACAACGACAACUACUACUACUCCAACUACAACGACAACCACUACAACUCCAACUACAACGACAACUACAACAACCCCACCUACAACAACAACUACUACUACUCCAACUACAACGACAACUACUCCCACUAG